UAAAAAGGGGAAAUAGUAUAAAUAUUGACUUCGUGUAGCUUACGAUUAUCAUUCAAACUUAGGUGUCAUCAAGAUGAGGACGUCACAUCUCUACGUUAUCUUACUAACUGCAUUGGUAGUUCAGAUUUCCUCUGAAACUACUGCUAAACCUGCUGAACUAGAUACACUGUUUAAGAGUAUUCUAUCAUCUUCAUUUGAGAUUGUAGCAAGGCCUAUCGUGGAUUUUGUAAAUAUAAUACCAAUCGAUGUAGAAAAAUACUUAACAGAAUUCACUUGGAAAUUAAGGGACUUUAUAGAACAAGCCGAAGAGGAUUUUUUGAAUACGAUACCAAAAGAAGACAGACAAAAUAAAAAAAAAAUGAUUGGAUACAUCCAAAUAACAUUGUCAAGAGCAUUAUCAAAAGUAGAAAAAUCUGUAACAACCGCAACGAACGAAUCUUUUGACGCAUUACCAGAUAAUAUUAAAACCAAAUUACUUGACAUAGGAAAUGAAAUUGAUGACUUCUUAAGAAAAAUAUGGAUGAAAAAUAGGAAAGAUUCAAAAACGUCACAAAAAACCCAAAAAACACCCGAAGAUUAUUGAAUAUUUAAAAGGUACCCGAUAAAAAAUAAUUGAAAAUCUAGUUGAUACAACAAAUAACAAUUCAAUGUUCACUUUUAAUUAUAUUAGUAGUAAUGACAAAUGAUCUAUACAAGUUAAGACUAUUAAAAUAUUUUUCUUAACACGGACAUUGUAUAUAUUUAUAAUUCAUAUGUUUUUAAAUUAUAUACGUUAACUUUAUUUGUAAGGCAAAUGUUAUAAAAAUAUUGAUUAGAAUACUUAAUUAUAAAAACUUUUUGAUUGUUUACAAAAAGCUUACAUUAUAUUUAAUUUCAGCUAUGUGAUGAAAAUUGCAACUUAUAACUUUAUAAGAAUAUUAUUGUUUUAUUUAUUUAUAAUUAUAAAAAUUCACAAGAAAAUAAUAAAUAUACAUUAUGCAAUAUUUUACAUUUGUUAGUAUUUUCAUUAGAAGAAUGUAAUUUGUGUUGAAAAAAUAAAAAUAUUUAGAAUUACUGCCUGGUAGUAAGAACCCAUUA
Molecule: messenger RNA, 1077 nt
Organism: Myzus persicae (green peach aphid)
Lineage: Eukaryota; Metazoa; Arthropoda; Insecta; Hemiptera; Aphididae
Exons: 4
Coding region: 74-583 (169 amino acids)
Source: RefSeq, a predicted model, not a curated record